AUGGCGAGGGCAGUCUGGACGCUGGAGGAGCUGUGGUGGCUGGUCCAGGCCUGGGAGGGGGUUGUAAAUGAGAGAAGGAAUGCUGGUGGGAAGAAGAAGAAAAUGGGCAACAUGGAGUUCAACCGCUUGAUUCACGAACGCUUCGUAGCACUCGCAGGUGGCUCCAGUCCCCGCAGUAUUUCAACAAUUAUGAAUAGGAAGGAUGUUCUCCAGAGCUCUUUCGAGUUCAUCCGAUCGUUCGUAGGCAAUAAGGAAACAAGUGGGGGGUUGGACUGGUUUGCGUUGCCCACAAGCAACCAGCGCGAGUUGAUGAAAACCGCUGGGGGUAAGCGAGUGCAGCCUAUCGAAGAGCGUGUAUUCAGCACGCUGAAUAAAAUUCUGAAGAACGAAUCGGCUAUGGCGGAGCAGAGCGGCGAAAGUGACAGCGAGGGCUACGAUUAUUCCAGUGAAGGUGACAAGUUUGAGAAGGGCAUGAGAGCGAAGAAGAAACCAGCCCCUAAGAAAGUAACCAAGCAUAGAUCGAGUGGUGGGAAGCGCGUUCCAGUGACAAACUUGCGUCAUCGAAAGUUGGAAUGA
Molecule: messenger RNA, 576 nt
Organism: Phytophthora infestans T30-4
Lineage: Eukaryota; Oomycota; Peronosporomycetes; Peronosporales; Peronosporaceae
Exons: 2
Coding region: 1-576 (191 amino acids)
Source: RefSeq, a predicted model, not a curated record